This is a messenger RNA of Gadus chalcogrammus (walleye pollock), 1498 nucleotides long. Its product is annotated as major histocompatibility complex class I-related gene protein-like. Lineage: Eukaryota; Metazoa; Chordata; Actinopteri; Gadiformes; Gadidae. The transcript has 6 exons. Gene Ontology annotation, cellular component: external side of plasma membrane. The record is from RefSeq and is a predicted model, not a curated record. Bases 21 to 1097 code for a protein of 358 amino acids. Gene Ontology annotation, biological process: immune response.
ACAACAGUAGACCAGAACGCAUGGAGUCAGCCUAUGUCCACCGACAUACUCCAUAUUUACAUGUAACUAAUGACGUCACCGCCUUUAUUAAUUCCCAUUGGUCGAGCGGGUCCGCCUCCGCCCUCCCCUCGAGUCCCGCCGGUUCAAACCUUCAGGAGACCAGACGACCAUCCUCCACACUCAGCAUGGGGGCGUUGGGACUGCUGCUGCUGCUGGGGAUCCUCUCCGGGGGGUCUGCAGUGAUUCACUCUCUGAGGUUUUUCUACACGGCGUCGUCUGGCCUCUCAUCCUUCCCAGAGUAUGUGUCUGUUGGGAUGGUGGAUGAGGUUCAAUUUGUUCACUAUGACAGUGUCAGUAAGAGAGCCGUACCCAAACAGACCUGGAUGGACCAGCUCACCAGAGACCGCCCAGACUACUGGGAGUGGGAGACUGAUAGAGAGCUGCGUAACCAGCAGGUCUUCAAGGUCGACGUAGAGAAUGCUAAGAAGCACUUCAACCACACGGGAGGUGCCCACAUUGUUCAGGUGAUGUAUGGCUGUGAGUGGGAUGAUGAGGAUGAUACUACUGAUGGUUUUGAGCAGCAUGCCUACGAUGGAGAGGACUUCCUAGCAUUGAACCUGAAGACCCUGACUUGGGUCGCUCCAGUACGUCAGGCUGUCCCCAUCAAACUGAGAUGGGAUCAGGAUAGAGCUGGUAAUCAAUACAGGAAGAACUUCCUCACCAAGGAGUGUGUUGAUUGGCUGAAGAAGCUACUGGCCUAUGGGAAGAGCACUCUGCAGAGAACAGAGCGUCCGCGGGUGUCUCUGCUCCAGAGGAGCCCCUCCUCCCCAGUGGUGUGCCAUGCUACAGGCUUCUUCCCUGACAGGGUGGUGGUGUUCUGGAGGAGAGACGGCCAGGAGCUCCAUGAGCAGGUGGACCCCGGGGAGGUCCUCCCCAACCACGACGGGACCUUCCAGGUCAGCGUGGACCUGGACCUCACGGCCGUCCCACAGAAGGACUGGGGGAGGUACGAGUGUGUGGUCCAGCUGAAAGGCAUCAAGAACAUCUCAACCCCCCUGGACCCCGCCCUCAUCAGGACCAACGGGGACCGUGACUGACCUCUAGUGGAGGAGAUGAGAGCAGAGGAAGACGGGGCGGAGGGCCGUAGCACCAACUUCUGGGCCCUGUAUACAAGAGGCACUGAUGCCCCCCCCCCCCCGAAUUCCCCCUACUAGCCAGGGGUAGGAUGGGCCUACAACUGGGGUACAGUAUUAUGUAUAAAUGUUGCUGUUUGAGAUAUUGCUUUAUAAUAUACAGUUGGUUUAUAAAGUAACUAAUGUACUGUAACUGAUAUUUACUGAUGUGAUUAUACAACUUUUGCUGUUGCGGGUGGAUAAUUCUCUAUGUAAUCUACAGUUGGUUUAUAAACUAACCAAUGUACAGUUACGAAUACAUUACAGAUGUUAUUAAGCAGCUGUUCAUCAUGUGUAUAAUGAGAUUGCACCAAACAAUUAAAUAA